Sciurus carolinensis (gray squirrel) is the source of this 3765-nucleotide messenger RNA. It is a transcript of the gene Mus81, whose product is annotated as MUS81 structure-specific endonuclease subunit. Gene Ontology annotation, biological process: mitotic intra-S DNA damage checkpoint signaling; DNA catabolic process; double-strand break repair via break-induced replication. Bases 61 to 1944 code for a protein of 627 amino acids. NCBI's taxonomy places the organism in Eukaryota, Metazoa, Chordata, Mammalia, Rodentia, Sciuridae. Gene Ontology annotation, cellular component: Holliday junction resolvase complex; nucleus. The transcript has 16 exons. Gene Ontology annotation, molecular function: 3'-flap endonuclease activity; crossover junction DNA endonuclease activity; DNA binding. The record is from RefSeq and is a predicted model, not a curated record.
UGCCCCCCGCUCUCGAAUCUGGGGUGGCAGGAAGGGGCGUGUCAAGGCUCCAGGGCCUGAAUGCGGCGGGUCCAAAAGCCUGGUCGCGGACCGGGGGAGGUCAGGCAGCGUAGGCGAAACGUGGUGGAGACCGCGCUCCUAUUAGCCACUUCGGGUAGUGCAGGGGCGGGGAGGGCUGCUGCAGGCUUUCUUCCAGUUAGUAUCCCGUUGGGGCCACGUGAUCAGAGAGGUCCCGCCCUCACCACCGUCCCCAGCCAGGUGUUCAGUCCUGACCCCAGAACGAUCGGUGUCCCAGCCUCGCGAGCUCGAGGCUCCAGAGGAUCCGCCCUGGGACUCAUGGCGGCGCCGGUCCGCCUGGGCCGGAAACGCCCGCUGCCGGUUUGCCCCAACCCGCUCUUCGUACGCUGGCUGACCGAGUGGCGGGAUGAGGCGGCCAGCAGGGGGCGCCGCACGCGUUUCGUGUUUCAGAAGGCGCUGCGCUCCCUCCGGCGGUACCCGCUGCCCCUGCAAAGCGGGAGGGAAGCUAAGAUACUCCAGCACUUCGGAGAUGGGCUCUGCCGUAUGCUAGACGAGCGGCUGCAGCAGCACCUGGCGUCAGAUAAACCUGCUCCUGGCUCACCACCUGGAGAGAUGCGUCCAGCCCAGAAAGGGCCAUCUGCCCAGGUCCAGGACUCCUCUAUGCCAGUUCUUGCCCAGCCCCAAGCAGGAGGCUCUGGUGGCUACUGGCCAGCUCGGCACUCAGGAGCCCGGGCAGUCCUACUGGAGCUGUACCAGGAACACCUGAAUCCUGCAGGUCACAGCUUCCUAACCAAGGAGGAGCUGCUGCAGAGGUGUGCCCAGAAGGCCCUCAAGGUAGUCCCUGGGAGUGCUCGAACCUGGCCAGCCCUCCGUUCCCUCCUGCACAGGAACCUGGUCCUCAGGACACACCAGCCAGCCAGGUACUCACUGACCCCAGAGGGCUUGGAGCUGGCCCAGAAGUUGGCUGAGUCAGAAAGCCUGAACUUGCUGAAUGUGGGCACUGGACCUGAGAAGCCGUCUGGGGAGGAGUCAGCAGUGCCAGGAGCAGCCUCAGCUGAGCUGGGUGCCAGUGAAGGAGGAGACCAGCAGCCACUGCUGGAGCUGGGGCCUGGAGAGUACAGGGUGCUGUUGUGUGUGGACGUCGGCGAGACCAGGGGGGCAGGGUAUAGGCAAGAGCUGCUGCGAGAGCUACAGCGGAUGCAUGUGGCCCACACGGUUCGCAAGCUGCAUGUUGGGGACUUCGUGUGGGUGGCACAGGAGACCAGGCCCAGAGACCCAGCCAGACCUGGAGAGUUAGUCCUGGACCGCAUCGUGGAGCGCAAGCGCCUAGACGACCUGUGCAGCAGCAUCAUCGAUGGCCGCUUCCGGGAGCAGAAGUUCCGGCUGAAGCGCUGCGGUCUGGGGCACCGGGUGUACCUGGUGGAGGAGCACAGCUCAGUCCACAACCUCAGCCUUCCUGAGAGCACGCUGCUGCAGGCUGUCACCAACACCCAGGUCAUUGAUGGAUUCUUUGUGAAGCGCACAGUAGACAUCAAGGAGUCAGCUGCCUACCUUGCCCUUUUGACACGGGGCCUGGAAAGACUCUACCAGUCCCCUCUUCUUCAGGGCCACACCCUACGCAGCCGUCCCUGGGGAACCCCAGGGGACCCUGAAUCAGGGGCCAGGCCCUCCCCAAACCCACUCUGCUCACUCCUCACCUUCAGUGACUUCAACACAGGAGCCAUCAAGAACAAGGCCCAGUCUGUGCGUGAGGUGUUUGCCCGGCAGCUGAUGCAGGUUCGCGGAGUGAGUGGGGAGAAGGCAGCGGCCCUGGUGGAUCGAUACAGCACCCCUGCCAGCCUCCUGGCUGCCUAUGAUGCCUGUGCCACCCCCAAGGAGCAGGAGAUGCUGCUGAGCACCAUCAAGUGUGGGCGUCUGCAGAGAUAAAAUUAUUUAACAAGGAUUCGCACUGAUGAUUCGAGACCAGUUGUGACUUGAAAGUGGUUGGCAGACUCUGCUUCGAAGCACUCUGUUUGAAAAAGAAAAGCUCUGACGCCAACACCUCAUCAUGCUGGAUGCGGCACGAGGACCGUGGGACUGAGGCCCUCUCUGUUCACUGUGAGCCGAACAUGGACUCCUGCCCCUACAGCUCAUCAGCAGAGAUGGAUUCUCUAACCCCCCGGGCCUCUGCACAAACCUCUCCCACCGUCCCAUUUUUAUGGGUGCAGAAGUUGUGGCCAGAUAGGGAAACCAGUCCCAAGGACUCAAGCCCCAGUGACCAAGUGCUUGUUAGAAUUGCCUUUAACAUCUGUAAUUUGUACCCUGGGAAUGUAGAAUGCCCCCUGGCUUCCCAAAAGUCCUACCUCUUGGGGGUGGGGGCUUUGAGAGGAGAGCCUGGGCAUAAGUACAGUCCAGUCUCUGCUUAGGGCAACCUGGAAUUACAUUUUGGAGUAUGAACGUCAGUUGAGGGGUGGGAGCAGAGGAGAGCCUUACCCUAAUGUAGAAGUCCCCCUGUGAGUUUCCAGCACGAAUCUGAAAGGCAUUGUAGGCGCCAGGAUAGACAGAGGUUGCCUGAAUCUGGAACACAUCUGCUGGCACACUCCGCUCUGAGGUGAUGCUCAUGUAACGGUGCACAAUGGAUGAAGGCUGCUCCCGACACAAGGGAUUGGAGGCAGGACAGAGGCAGCGGCUAGAGACCCCCCAGGUGGGGAAUAUGAAUGAGCUCCUGGUCCAUCCCCCAAAUAUUGCCCAACCCCAAAAGGAGGGACUCCUAAGAGGCUCUACCUACUCCUGAUACAAAACUACAACUUCCAUCAGCCCUCAGGGGCACUCACCAGUCCGGGUUAGAUGCCAGUUUGCCCCACAGCCCUCUGGGAAUUGUAGUUUUUGUGAAGGCAGCACAUUGGAUUUACUUACUUGUCAGAAACCUGGACGUAGGGCUCCAAACAGCGGUUGGUGUCCACACAACGGUAGCCCCCAUGGAAGUUGACACAGGUUUGGGCCUCAGAGCACUGAUGUGCUCCAGACUCACACUCAUCAAUGUCUGUGCCAGGAGAGAGGGGCUAGAAUCAGGGGCUUUAGGUCACCAGCCUGACAUUACAAUGCCCACCCCCCUCGGGGGAACCUGUACCUUGACAGAGGCGUGUGGCCAGCAGCUGGUAGCCCUGCGGGCAGUGGCAGGAGAAGCGGCCUGGUUCAUUGACACAGCGGUACUGGCAGAGGUAACUGGAGUAGCUGCACUCAUCAAUAUCUGAGGGAGGGUGGGGAUGAGGACCCUGUACCAUCCUCAUAAUUGAGUCCCACAAAGGUAUACUGAGAGAGUCCAUCCCCAACUUAGGCUAAGUGUGGGCAGAGAGGAGGGGGCAAGAAGCUCUGCAGAUCUCAAGAGGAGGGUAGAGGGUUCAAAGAAAAAUCUGGGUGUAGCUCUGUGGUAAGAAUUCAGCAUGUGUGAGAUUCUGGGUUCAAUCCCCUGCACCACCAAAAAAGGAAGAAAAGGAAAAAAAAAGAUCUUCCUGCCUCCUGGCUCACAGACCUCUCUUUACUCCAGGACUACAAAAAGACACAAUAAGUGGGGUAAGCCCUGGGAAUCUAGAGGCUUGGGUGUGAAUCCUACUGAUUUGGGGGGAACCUCAGUUUUCCUGUCAAUAAAAUGAGUGGUUCAACAAGUCCUGAGGGGGGUUGGGGUUGAAGCUCAGUGGCAGAGUGUUUGCCUAGCAUGUUUAAGGCACUGAGUUCGAUCCUUGGCACCACAUAAAAAUAAAGGUAUUA